GACGGCGGCUUUCUUACUUCAACUCUCUCAAUCGCGCUCGGCGCUGAGGCUUCACAAUGCCGGCUUGCGAUUCCAUAUGGCAUCGCGCAGUUCUCGCUGCGCUAUGUGUGAGCAUUGCGCGGGCUACUGAUUGCUACUACCCCAAUGGUAAAGUAUCCCCAAAUGCCAAUGACCAACCCUGCAGUACGGCUGAAGGCUCGGCAUGCUGUCCGGAGAAUUGGCAAUGCUUGGAUAACGGAUUGUGCUAUUAUCCCCCAGAAGAUUACUACGGAAGGUAUGGGUGUACGGACAAAACAUGGGGUAGUCCGUUGUGUCCGAGUAAUGUGUGCACACAUGACCUCACCGCCGUAGGCGACGAAGCCCUCCUCCAAUGCUCCAACCACAACGACCAAUGGUGCUGCGACGGCGACGGCACCCACGUCCACUGCUGUACAGACGACAACAUCCAAUACUUCGACAUGCCCGAAGGCAAAGCGUACGCUACCGUCGGCGGCGGCUCAACCCCCUCGUCCGCGCCCACCGUCAAUACAUUCGGCCCUGCUUCCUCCAGCGUAACAUCCUCCCCGUCUCCACCGUCUUCUUCCUCCUCCCAACAUGCCUCUGCCGCCGCGUCCUCCGAAGCCUCGAGUUCCUCAACUCCAAAAUCCUCAUCAAAAGCCGCCGGCAUGACAUCAGUCCGCACCUCCAUCUCCUCCGGCUCCAGCGGCGUCGCCACCGUCUUCAUCACCAUCCCACCCUCGUCCGCUCCCACCACCACCACUUCUUCCACCUCCGGAAAGGGUUCCCACACCGGCCUCAUCAUCGGCUGCGCUGUCGGCGUCCCAGUCGGCCUAGCCCUGAUCGGCCUGCUCACGUUCUUCCUUCUCCGGCGCCGCAAGACCGGCGCUGCCACAGCUCCAGGCGCUGAUGGCAGAUCAGGCACUGUAAAUUCAGCGUCCGAAAUCUACAAGUCUGAGAUGGCGCCCGCUGAGUACGGUCCGGCGCCGUCUGAGCUCGCGGGCAACCCAAUCGGGACGGCAAGGCCUGUGAGUAUGCUGCCGGGCAAGGCGGAGCUGGUAGGGGAGGGGACUUUGAUGAGGCCGAGUAGUGAGAGUGGGGGCACGGCGCCGCCGGGAUAUGAGGCUGCGGAGGGUAUGGGCGGGGCCAACGUGACACAGGGCGGCCGGUAUGUACCGUAUAGGCCGAGUAUGGAAAGGGUGCAAGAGGCGCCGGUGGAGUUACCAGCUAGGGAUGUGAGGACACCGCCAGCGUGAAAUGAGACAUGGGUUCGGCAUUCUAGCUAUUAUCUACACACUUUAUCAUGUAUAUAUCAAAAUAUUAAGUGGU
Molecule: messenger RNA, 1326 nt
Organism: Mytilinidion resinicola
Lineage: Eukaryota; Fungi; Ascomycota; Dothideomycetes; Mytilinidiales; Mytilinidiaceae
Exons: 3
Coding region: 57-1253 (398 amino acids)
Source: RefSeq, a predicted model, not a curated record